GCUUCUCCUUUCCUUCUCCGUUGGGUCGGUUUGGCCAUUUUCCAAUUUUCCAUCCUCAGAUUCUUCAGUUCCUUCAUCAAGAAUCUCCAUUUCUCUCUGGUCCCUAACAAUGGCGGAGGCAUCUGCUGCCCUCUGUUUCUCCUCCUUCUCCUCGCCCCACUGCAUUUCCCGCUCCCUCGACCUCUCCCCCUCUUUCCUCUCCUCUCCUAGAUUUUCCUUUUCGGUUUCUCAUCACCGUCCCUCUCGUCUUCUCCGUUUCUCCGUCAGAUCCUCCGGCUCCGGAAGCUUCAUGGGGGACGAUUCUUCCGGAUUGUUUCCCUGGGCCGACGGCGGCAGUGAAAUCCAUUGGGUUCCUGAGGAGAGAGUCACAUUGUUCACUCCAGAUGGGCUUGUUCAGAUUGGAGGUUCAAUCGUCCCUCGACGCAUCUCUUCUUCAGAUAAAAAACAAGGGAAAUCAAAGACUUACCAGAGAUUCCAACGGUUCCAAGAGAGUGAUUAUAUGGAUCCCAAACAGAGCAUAUGUCUUGGUGCAUUAUUUGAUAUUGCAGCUACCAACGGACUUGACAUGGGAAGAAGACUUUGUAUCUUUGGUUUUUGCCGUUCAGUGGAGAUGCUCAGUGAUGUUGUGGAAGACAUUGUUUUGGAGCAAGGUGGAGAGGUUGUAGCAGCAGAGAAGGCAAGUAAAGGGGGCUUGCAGGAAAAGCUAACCAUGACAGUAGCUGUUCCACUACUUUGGGGGGUUCCUCCUGCUUCUGAAACUCUUCACUCAGCUGUUCAGAGUGGUGGAGGGAUUGUGGAGAAGGUCUAUUGGCAAUGGAAUUUUUUGUAAAUAUGACAUUCUUACACCCUUUUAACCAUCUCUUGUGCAUUCUGUACAUAAACAUUGAUGUAAUUAUAUGUACAAAACUCCAAAGCCCAAUUGUUAAAUGUUAUUAACUAAAUAUUGAAAAGUAUAUCAAAUGAUUGGUUUAUUCUGGCC
This is a messenger RNA of Momordica charantia (bitter melon), 979 nucleotides long. RefSeq names its product D-tagatose-1,6-bisphosphate aldolase subunit. The record is from RefSeq and is a predicted model, not a curated record. Lineage: Eukaryota; Viridiplantae; Streptophyta; Magnoliopsida; Cucurbitales; Cucurbitaceae.